CCUUGAUCUUCUGGUGGAUGACUCCAAUCUCGGCUUGGGCCUCCAUGAGGUCGGCCUUCCAGAAUUCCCUCAUGUCUAUCAGGAGCCUUUUAAUGUCACCCCUGGUGGAUGGAGUCAAGUCUUCAUCCGAGUCCAAGGGCUGGCUCCUCCGAGGAUUCCGGGUCACUCUGUGCCUCAGGCGCCAUAUUGGAAGUUGCUGGCG
Pelobates cultripes (western spadefoot toad) is the source of this 202-nucleotide messenger RNA. NCBI's taxonomy places the organism in Eukaryota, Metazoa, Chordata, Amphibia, Anura, Pelobatidae. The record is from the annotation of a GenBank genome assembly.